Mesorhabditis belari is the source of this 1044-nucleotide messenger RNA. NCBI's taxonomy places the organism in Eukaryota, Metazoa, Nematoda, Chromadorea, Rhabditida, Rhabditidae. The record is from the annotation of a GenBank genome assembly.
AUGUCGACAUCAGCCGAGCAGUCGACCACGCCAGCCGCUUCGGGUGCUGGAUCGACAGCGGCUGGUUUCGAUCUCGACAUUGAGCAGAAGCCUUACACUGAUGCAUAUACCUAUGGAGCGACCGGAUAUUGUAAUUUCACUGGUUCCAGCGCUACUCCAUAUUUCCCUUCUUAUAACUCAUUUCCCACAAGCACAGCUUCUUCGGCAGUAGGAUCAAUGUAUCCACAUCAAUUUUCGAUGUAUCAAGCUCAAGCCAGCAGUCCUGAAGACCAGAUGACGGCAAAAAUCAUUGAAGGAAGCGAGGUGAAGAUCAACGGCAAAGGAAAGAAGGUACGUAAACCGCGCACGAUCUACAGCUCGGCGCAGUUGCAAAUGUUGCAACAGCGCUUCGAGAAGACCCAAUACCUCGCAUUGCCCGAUCGGGCUCAACUAGCCACCGAACUCGGCCUCACGCAGACUCAGGUGAAAAUCUGGUUUCAAAAUCGUCGAUCAAAGCAAAAGAAGCAAGGCAAGGGCGGCGGGAGUGACAAGAAUGGGUCCGAUGAAGAAGCGGAGGGUGAAGACGAAGGAUCGACAGGAGAAGGAGUCCAUUCGCCGAUGGGUGAGCAAUCGGAUACGACAAACGAAUUGGGAGUUGGUGGUGGAUCGCCGUCGUGUAUUGGCGGUUGGCCUCCAGUGAGUCUCACCGCGGUCACGCCACUCGCCUCGGCCGUCGGUGUCAGUAGUGGAUCCCUCUCUGCCGCUCUCACGCCCACCGGUACUGGGGCAACACUGACCCCACUGGGCGCUUCAUUGCCUCCACCAGGACUCUCUUCGAUGGGCACCUCUCAUCUAAUGCAACUCUCCUCUCCACUUGCUCCUCAGUCAUUCCAACUCACAUCAUCGUCGGCUUUCCCCGCUCAACUCUCCACUAUACAUCAAUUCUCUUUCGAUAACAAAUAUCAAGGUAUGGAAGAUGCGAAACAAGUGUUGUAUCCAGAUCCUUAUUCAGCCGCUCAGUAUCCCUAUCCGACUCAAUAUCAAUAUUACGGACACACUGGUUAC